Molecule: messenger RNA, 2998 nt
Organism: [Torrubiella] hemipterigena
Lineage: Eukaryota; Fungi; Ascomycota; Sordariomycetes; Hypocreales; Clavicipitaceae
Source: the annotation of a GenBank genome assembly
UUUCUUUUCCACAAACUCCACCAUACUCGUCACAUCGCCAAUUUCUUCAGGCACUAACGCAUCGCCUCCCUCGCGGCCCCCGAAUCACCCCCUCGUAACUGUUGGAUCGAAAUGCGGAAUGCGGGAGCUCAUGGUGGUCUGACAAGCCUCCGGCCUGCCGUCCUCGGCAUGGCCAGAGUAAUCGGACUUGGUUUGUCUCAUGCCGCCGCCGCUCCAUUGGAAAAGCGCACCGGACAUCAUGGCGACGAUCUCGAAACGGCACCACUAUGGCUGCUGUGCACCUUUUCCAUGGCUCUCGUCCUUUUGGGCGGAGCUUUUGCCGGCUUGACCAUUGCCUUGAUGGGUCAAGAUAGCAUCUAUCUUCAGGUUCUAGCAGGCGAUCCUACUGAACCUCAACAUAAAAACGCAAAGCGAGUGCUAGACUUGCUCUCCCGAGGCAAGCAUUGGGUGCUUGUCACCCUCCUACUUGCCAAUGUCAUCGUCAACGAAUCUCUCCCCGUCGUCCUCGACCGAACCCUGGGCGGUGGUAUUGCUGCCGUUGUUGGCAGCACGGUUCUCAUCGUCAUUUUCGGUGAAAUCGUCCCCCAGUCCAUCUGCGUCCGACACGGCCUCCCUAUCGGCGGAUACAUGUCGAAACCCGUCAUUGCUCUCAUGUACAUCCUUAGCCCCGUUGCUUGGCCCACUGCCAAGCUUCUCGACUGGAUUCUUGGAGAAGACCAUGGCACUGUCUACAAGAAGAGUGGUCUCAAGACCCUCGUUACCCUUCACAAGUCGCUUGGAGAUCUCUCGGAGCGAUUGAACCAGGAUGAAGUCACCAUCAUCACAGCCGUGCUUGAUCUCAAGGAAAAGGCCGUGUCUGAUGUCAUGACUCCUAUGGAAGACGUCUACACGCUCUCCGAGGACCACAUUUUGGACGAAAAGACCAUGGACAACAUUCUUGUCUCUGGAUACUCCCGUAUUCCUAUUUACCGAUCUGGAUGCCCGACCGACUUUGUUGGUAUGCUUCUUGUCAAGACGCUAAUCACCUAUGACCCCGAAGACCGCAUCCCAGUCAAGGAUGUUCCUCUUGGUGCCAUUGUCGAAACCAGACCUGAGACCAGCUGUCUUGACAUCAUCAACUUCUUCCAGGAAGGCAAGUCGCAUCUGGUGCUUGUGUCAAAUGAUCCUGGAUCCAACCAGGGUGCCCUAGGUGUUGUCACGCUUGAAGACGUCAUUGAGGAGCUCAUUGGCGAGGAAAUCGUCGACGAAUCGGACGUUUAUGUCGAUGUGCACAAGGCUAUUCGACGCCUCACACCCGCCCCCAGAGCCAGAAGAAGUCACCACAUGGAUGUUGCUACCGCUGCUGGAAUGGCUGGAACUGCUAUCGCUGCUAAGAAGACUGCCGAUGGCACUGCCUUUGUAGAUGUUGGAGAAGACGCCCAAGGACAACCCAUGGUUGUUGGUUCGCUUGGCGCUCUGAGUGAUACAUCCGGCGACAGCCAAGAAUCUCAGUUGGCAGUCUUUAUGAAGCGCAGAAGCUCGGUUGGCCCCGACGGCAAGCCUGAUACAAGCGUCUUCCCCGUCAAGGCUUCGUUACGAGAAGUCAAGGCUCACCUUCGCCUCGGCCCAGCCAACCGUGCUGCCAACCCUCUGAGCAACACGCGUGGUGCGGUCUUCAAGAUCAAACAGGGUCUAACGACGGUCAACAGCCGCGAGCAGAUUCCAUCAGCCCUCACCAGCCCGAAUAUUGCUCCCAUGGAGUCGACACCUUUAUUAGGUGCCAGUAAAGGUCCCAAUGGCCAUGACGCCGACUAUGGUGCCCACGGUAGCGAAGUCGUAUCAAAACGGAAGCAAAAUGGACACGGCAAGAAGUCAUGACGACUUGCCAAUAGAAAGCUCGUAUGAGUAGUGUGAAUUGGGCGUCUAUGUGCAAACAGAGAUGGCCCUGGUCUGCAUGUUAUCCUUUGCUUGAUUGCUUGGGGCUGGUGUUGUUUGCUUACGGUGUUUUUGUUUUUUGUCUUUGAUCCAACGAAGUGGGAGUACGUACUCAAGCUAGUUUCUAGUGCAAGAUUUACUCCUAUGCCGUCACAUAGGAAUUGAUAUAUCUUUUUUUUUAUUAAACUGGCUCAUCUAAUGCUUUCGUAAUGCUGUUUGUAAAACUAUUUAUUUAGUUAUUCUAUUCAAUCAUACCAAAUGGCGUUCAUGCCAAAGCCCGGCUCUGGUACCCGUACUCUAGCCACCCUCGCUAGAAACUCAUCCUGCCAUCUGUAAAUCUCUAACCAGCCCUCUUGAUCGUCAGUGAUGGCGACCCAAUCAUCACACCAGUCAGAUGGAGAUACAGCAUUGCUGUGACCGCCACUAGUAGGUGUUGGGUUGAGGCAGAUUUGGCGCUCAAUGAAGCCCUCUGGCGCAAGCUUAAACGCCGCGACGUACCCUGUCAAAUCGAAGCUAUUGGCCCGUGACGAAGCAAACAUAUAGUUGCCAGACUGUGACAGUACACAGACGUCGGCGCGAUACUGUGUCCAGCGGUCAGGAAUACCUGGUGGGAUAAGCGGGAAAUGGCGAUGUGUGUAGACUGGCAGAUGAGUAGCCGGAUCAAUGAGAUAUUCACAGAUUCUGUUUCCCUUUUCCAUCAGCGCAUAUAGAUAUUUGCCUGUCGGAUGCAUUGCUACCCAUCGCGGGUGGUCGCGCUCGUCGUCGCAGUCGACCGAUCCGACAAGUUCUACCUCGGGUGCGUCGAGAUUUGGGCGGCGAUGCACCCAGAGCUUGUUUGCAGUCAAGUCGGCUGAGUAGAGGUACUCUUCUGUCGGGUCAAAGACCAUGCCGUGGAUACCAGUGUUGGGUUGAUAUUCGUAGUUUUGCACAUUUGUCUUGAGGGCGCCUGUUUGUGAGUCUGGCGCAAAGACGGCGCCGUGGCCGGCGUGCUUGUAGAACGGGUUGCAGUAGAUGCCAUGUGGAGGUUUCUUGGCCGCAAGGAGGAAGAUGGCGCGGGUGUUUGUUGUGGAUAGCGAAGCAGAAG